AUGUCCACGAGCGCUAGAGGUGGAGGCGGCCGGCGCGGCGGCCGCGGUGGCGACCAGCAGGGUGCGGUAGGACGCGGUCGAGGCCGGGGAAGAGGCGGGGAGCAGCAGGAUGCCCACCGUGGCCGCGGAGGCGGUCGUGGCCAGGGCGGCGGCGCCGACGCCGGGGUCCAGCGCGGUGGCCAUCGCGACGCCGGGCGAGGCCACUUGGGCGCUCAUCGAGGCGGGCUAGGCCGAGGCGGCUUGGAGGUGGGGGCGGUGGAGCGUCCCGUGGGCGCGGGGCGCGGCCGGCCGCCGGCGACGGCGACGGUUCCGGGUCAGGCAGAGGUGGAGGCGCUGAGCGGAGAGAUGGAGAGGAGGUUGGCGGUGUCGGAGGCGGUCCAGGGGUCUUCGUCCUCGGCGCCGGCGGCGGCCGCCACGGGAGCCCAGGAGUCGCAGGCGGCCGUGGUCGUGCCGCCUCGGAAUCUGCCUCCGGCGUCGAGCAAGUCGACGGGGUUCCAUGCGCGGCCUGGGUACGGGACGGCCGGCAAGAGGUGCCGGGUGCGCGCCAACCAUCUCCUCGUGCAGGUCGCCGACAAGGAGAUCUACCACUACGAUGUAUCAAUCAGUCCUGAAUCGAUGGCUCGUGAGAGGAACAGAUCUAUAAUUAAUGAACUUGUUAGAUUGCAUAAACAACAUUUGGAUGGGAGAUUGCCUGUUUAUGAUGGAAGAAAGGGAAUGUUUACUGCAGCUCCACUGCCAUUUAAAACCAAAGAGUUUAUUGUCAAAGUAUCAAAUACCGAGAGAGGAUACCAGGGGGAAAAGGAGUAUAAGGUCACCAUAAAGGAAGUUGCAAAACUAAAUCUAUACAAUCUUCAGCAAUUCUUGGCUGGUACGCAGAGAGAACUGCCGCAGGACACUAUCCAGGCUCUUGAUAUCGCUCUGAGGGAAACCCCCACUGCAAAGUAUACACCCAUCUCAAGAUCAUUUUUCUCAAAAUCAUUUGGACAUGGUGGUGACAUUGGCAGCGGGGUGGAAUGCUGGCGAGGGUAUUAUCAGAGCCUGCGCCCCACACAGAUGGGAUUGUCACUGAAUAUUGAUAUUUCUGCAACAGCAUUUUACAAAGCUCAACCAGUUAUGGAUUUUGCAUUGGAAUAUCUUAACAUCCGGGGUGAUGCUCCAAGGCGUUUGUUUGACCAGGAUCGCCUGAAACUAAAGAAAGCCCUCAAGGGAGUCCGAGUUGUGGCAACGCAUCGACCUGAUAUAUCCAUUCGUUACAAAAUUACUGGGAUAACCUCAGCUCCGCUAAAUGAAUUGACAUUUGACCUAGACGGGACAAGGGUAUCAGUUGUCCAUUACUUUAAACGCCAAUAUGAUUACUCUUUGAAAUAUAUACAGUGGCCAUGCCUUCAAGCUGGCAGUGAUAGCAGGCCAACAUAUUUGCCUAUGGAGGUUUGCAACAUACUUGGAGGACAACGCUAUUCGAGAAAGCUAAAUGAGCGUCAAGUCACAAACAUAUUGAGGUUGGCAUGUGAGCGGCCAGAUAAAAGGGAGGGUAGUAUCGUGGAGGUUAUUAACAGAAACAACUAUGGCAUUGAUGAUAAUGCAAAAGAAUUUGGAAUUAAGGUGAUGAACCAACUAGCAUUGGUCGAUGCUCGUGUGCUGCCUCCUCCAAGGCUUAAAUACCAUCAGUCUGGACGAGAACAAAUAUGUAAUCCGUCGGUAGGACAGUGGAACAUGAAUAACAAGAGAAUGAUAAAUGGAGGGUCCAUCAGGCACUGGGCCUGUGUUUCAUUUGGCUCUCGGUUGCAAUGGAAUGAUGUUAGCGUGUUCUGCAACUAUUUGGUUGGCACGUGCAAUAACAUGGGCAUGCAAGUAAGUGAGACACCGUGUGUGGACAUUGUUCAGGCACGCCAGGGUAACUUAGAAGCUGUAAAAAAUAUAUAUAGACAAUCUGCCCAAGUGCUUGCUCAGCAAGGUUUGGAAGGACAAAACCUUGAGUUACUAUUUGUAGUAUUACCUGAUGGACCUAAUGCAAGUGAUUGUUAUGGAAGAGUAAAGCGGCUUUGUGAAAUUGAGCUUGGUUUAAUAACUCAGUGCUGUUUACCUAAGCAUGUUCAGAGAGCUGGCACACAGUAUCUACAAAAUAUGGCCCUUAAGAUCAAUGUUAAGGUUGGUGGUCGGAACACCGUGCUGGAAAAUGCAUUGCUUCGGAGGAUACCUCUGUUGACAGAUAAGCCUACAAUUAUAUUUGGAGCAGAUGUGACCCACCCAUCUCCUGGGGAGGAUGUGUCUCCAUCUAUUGCAGCGGUUGUUGCGUCGAUGGAUUGGCCUGAAGUGUCUAAGUACACAUGCUUGGUGUCUUCACAAGGUCAUAGGGAAGAAAUCAUAGCUGACCUUUUCACAGAAGUGAAAGAUCCACAGAAGGGGGUUAUAUAUGGUGGAAUGAUAAGAGAGUUGCUUUUGUCCUUCUAUAAAGCAAACAAGUCUUGCAAACCUGGAAGGAUAAUAUUUUAUCGAGAUGGUGUUAGUGAAGGCCAAUUUAGCCAGGUCUUGCUUUAUGAAAUGGAUGCAAUAUACAGGGCUUGCUCUAGCUUAGAGAACGGUUACCUUCCUCAAGUUACAUUUGUUGUGGUGCAAAAGCGGCAUCACACACGGCUUUUCCCGGAAGAUCAUCGUUCAGGGGCCAUGGCAGAUCGAAGCGGAAACAUCCUACCUGGUACCGUUGUUGAUACAAAGAUAUGCCAUCCCAGUGAGUUUGAUUUUUACCUCUGUAGUCAUGCCGGCAUUCAGGGAACGAGCCGUCCAACUCAUUACCAUGUCCUCUUCGAUGACAGUAAUUUCACCGCCGAUGCGUUACAAACACUGACUUACAAUCUGUGCUACACUUACGCACGGUGCACGCGGUCCGUCUCGAUUGUUCCUCCGGCAUACUAUGCGCACUUGGCGGCUUUCCGGGCGCGGCACUACCUGGAUGACAAUCACUCUGAUCAGGGAUCAUCUUCUGUAGGCGGCACCCGAAUGCAUGAUCAAGCUGUCCUGGUAAAGCCACUGCCCAAAGUUAAGGAGAGUGUCAGGCAGUUCAUGUUCUACUGCUGA
This is a messenger RNA of Triticum turgidum subsp. durum (durum wheat), 3075 nucleotides long. The record is from the annotation of a GenBank genome assembly. NCBI's taxonomy places the organism in Eukaryota, Viridiplantae, Streptophyta, Magnoliopsida, Poales, Poaceae.